AUGGCAAAUAAAGCAGAGCUGUGUACUCUUGAACUCCACCACUUUGGUCUGUUGGAGAAUGACGUGUAUAAGGGAGGCAAAGUAUUGGUGUUGUAUUACCAUGAUCCUACUCAUAACAACGAGCUAGAGAGUGAAGAUGAAGAGCAAGAACAGCAUAGUGAAGAUGUUGGCAAUGAAGAGGAAGAGCAGGAAAAAGAGCAUGUUAUUGUUGACAGUGAAGAUGAAUUAAGUGAAGAAGAAAAUGGUAAUCAAGAGACUGCAUCAAGAGCACAAGAUAUUCACGAUGCACCAAAUGUUAAAUAUGCACAAUGUUUUGAAGAGAUGAAUGAAAUGCCUCUUAAUGAAGCCACAAGGGAGAUAUCAGAUGAUGAUGAAGAUAGUGAUUGA
Messenger RNA from Prunus armeniaca (apricot), 387 nucleotides. NCBI's taxonomy places the organism in Eukaryota, Viridiplantae, Streptophyta, Magnoliopsida, Rosales, Rosaceae. The record is from the annotation of a GenBank genome assembly.